GCGAAGGGGGGGCAGUGCGGGACGUGGCGGCGGAGCGGAGGGCGGGAGGGAGCGGCACCAUGACCCGCGGGAACCAACGCGAGCUGGCGCGGCAGAAGAACCUGAAGAAGCAGAGCGAUUCGGGCAAGGGCAAACGGCGCGACGACGGGCUCUCGGCCGCCGCCCGCAAGCAGAGGGACUCGGAGAUAAUGCAGCAGAAGCAGAAGAAGGCUGACGAGAAGAAGGAGGGCAACAAGUAGCAGCGGUGCCCCGCGGGCGGUGCUCGGCGAUGCCCUGUGCGGCCCCGGGACCGCCCCGCCCC
Lagopus leucura (white-tailed ptarmigan) is the source of this 301-nucleotide messenger RNA. RefSeq names its product small EDRK-rich factor 2 (gene SERF2). The record is from RefSeq and is a predicted model, not a curated record. NCBI's taxonomy places the organism in Eukaryota, Metazoa, Chordata, Aves, Galliformes, Phasianidae. The transcript has 3 exons. The coding region runs from base 60 to 239 and encodes 59 amino acids.